AUACUUAACCCAGUCAUCCCCAACUCAGCAGCAAAAGAAGAAACCAGAAAGAAAAGCGAGACACCUCGAUUUCACAUUCUCUUAACUACAGCAGACAUGGUGAAGAGAGACAGAGAGGACGCCGAGGUCGAAGCCCUGGCCAUGGCCAACUGCUUGAUGCUCCUCUCCCGAGUCGGCGACAGCGCCGGCUCGCCGCCUUGGCCGGCUAACCGCGGGUCGCGGCCCGGGGAGCGGAUGUUCGCGUGCAAGACGUGCAACCGGGAGUUCUCGUCCUUCCAGGCGCUGGGAGGGCACAGGGCCAGUCACAAGAAGCCGAAGGUGAUCUCCGGCGACCUCUUCCACCUCGGCCGCGUGGGGGGCUCCUCGCCGGCCAAGCCGAAGACGCACGCGUGCUUGAUAUGCGGCCUCGAGUUCCCGAUCGGCCAAGCCCUCGGCGGCCACAUGAGGAGGCACAGGGCCGCCAUGGCCGAGAGCUUGGCGGCGGUCGCGGCCGCAACAAAGCCUGUGCCGGUGUUGAAGAAAUCGAACAGCAAGAGGGUCAUGUGCUUGGAUUUGAACUCGUCGCUGACCGAGGACAACUUGACCUUGCGUUUAGGAAAGGUCGCGCCGUCGUUGGUGCUGGAUCUCGUUUUGUAGGGGCAUAGAGAACGUAGAUUGUGUACAAAGCAGUUUCCAGUUGGCGCAGACAGUUUUCUUUUCUUUCUUCGAAUUCAAUGAUUCAUGUUUCGAAUCAGAGUCGCUAUAUUCAUUUGUUACAUGAACACAUGAUAUGUUUGAACUUUUC
Syzygium oleosum is the source of this 784-nucleotide messenger RNA. Its product is annotated as zinc finger protein ZAT8-like. Bases 97 to 636 code for a protein of 179 amino acids. The record is from RefSeq and is a predicted model, not a curated record. The transcript has a single exon. Lineage: Eukaryota; Viridiplantae; Streptophyta; Magnoliopsida; Myrtales; Myrtaceae.